AUGGCUGUGCCUACGAACACACCAGAGCCAGACUCGAAAGGCUCUAUGGCCAAGUGCUUGGUAUGGUUGCCCGAGUCUUCCAAUUAUCAGGACUCGGUCAUCACAUCUCCAAUUCAGGAAUAUGCUAUAUCGCCAUCAAUAGCACCCUGCGGCGCCAUUCCGCAGUUUGGGGAAGCCACCGCUCCACCUGCCGAGGUUACCAGCGCUAAACGGCCAGCUCCAUCCCCGUACAUUCCGCCCUUGGCCCAGCGUAUAAAGCAUAUGAACACUCUCACACGCCGGCACCUAUCCAGCAUAUCCGACACAAGAUUCCUUGGCCGCUUGACUUCUUCUACCAUGGAUCCUUCUGGAGCCGACAGAGGCUUUUUCCAGACGCCGCCGACGCUGCCGAAUCAGUUUCACGACGACAAUUCCCAUAAGCGAUGCUUCAAGCUGUUCUUGCCGAAGAGUGUGGCUUCCCAGACGCAGGAUGAGGCUGCAGCACUGGGGCAGGACGUCCUCUCCGACCAAGUUUUUACUUGGGUCUCGGAUGCGUACCGCAACUUACCCCAUAUUAAAGGAUCGGGUCGAUCAUCAUUUGGUCACCAAACGGGUGAGCUCGUCACUGGUGAAGGAUGGAGAGAACUUCAGAACAUGGGUAUAUCCAAAGGCAUCGUCGCGACGGGCUACGACACGCCGUAUGGUCCCUUCUCGAGGCCUCUGCAGUUCCUGCGAAUGCAUCUGUGGCAGCCGUCCUCUGCUGUCGUCACAUGCCCAUCCGCCAUGCAGGACGGCGCAGCGUGCCUCUUGCGCCGGCACCUCACCUCGCCGUCGCUCUCGGCGAAACUGACCCCCGAUGAGCGCCGCGUAUACGAGGACGCGUAUCGUCGACUGACGUCGCGCGAUCCGAAAGUUGCUUGGACGUCCGGUCAGUGGAUGACGGAGCGAACCGGCGGAAGCGACGUAUCUUUGACCGAAACUGUGGCCACGCUCCCGGCCAACCCGGAGUUUGGACUGGCUUCCCAGCAAGGCGACAUCCCCCUCGGACCGUGGAGCAUCAGCGGCUUCAAGUGGUUCUCCUCGGCGACGGACUCUAAAAUGACGGUGCUGCUCGCGCGCACGUCCGCCGGCGGCCUGUCUGCCUUUAUUGCGCCGAUGCGUCGCCACGACCCGCAUGCCACCACCAUGGCCGGCCAUACCGACCCCCAUGGCGAGAAGCUCAAUGGCGUGCGCAUCUCCCGCCUCAAGCACAAGUUUGGCACCCAGUCUCUUCCAACAGCGGAGCUUGUCCUGGAGGAUAUGCGAGGAUGGCUCGUGGGGGAGGAGGGCAAGGGGAUCCACGAGAUUGGCAACAUCUUGACCAUUACCCGCGUCUACUCGGCCGUGUCUGCCGUGUCAUACGUCGGGCGUGCGCUGGCCAUUGCCAAGGCGUUUGCCCGCGUGCGUGAGGUGGGAGCCGGAAACCGCGCGCGCGUGCGUCUGAUCCACAACCCUCUACACAUGCGUACACUAGCCAAGAUGACGGGCGAAUACCGCGGCCUCAUGAUGCUCAGCUUCUACUCGGCGUACAUUCUCGGCGUCUCUGAAUAUCCCAAUAGCGAGUAUGGCGACGUUGCGCCCGCGUUGAAGGCGCUCACGCCAAACGCGAACCUGGCGCUGCCUUUGAUCCGGGUUCUGAGUCAAAUCACAAAGGCGUACGUCUGUAAGCCGUGCGUCUCGCUCGUCUUUUCUUGCAUGGAGGCGCUGGGUGGCGUUGGGUACAUGGACAAUGAGGAGCAAGAGUACCUCAACGUCUCGAGAAUCUUUCGCGACGUUUCCGUGCUGCCAAUUUGGGAGGGCACGACGGACGUGCUCAGCACGGACACGAUCCGGGCUCUGAAGCACCCCAAGGCAGGCCAGCAGUGCCUUGCGGCGCUGGAUGAUGUCAUUCGAAAAGCAGCCGCAUUCUCUGGCAAGACCCGCGAGGGUUGGGAUGCUGUCAAAGAAUGGGAGUCGCUUCGCGCAAAAAUUGUGAAUACGGCUCAAGCAGAUCUCAUGGGCGAAGCUAGAGACCUAGUCUGGGCGCUGGGUGAUAUACUCGUCUCGCUUCUCCUCCAUGUUGAUGCGGCGAGUGAUGGAGACAUGGCGGCGCAGGAAAUUUUUGCGCGUUUCAUCGAGCAAAAAUAUCAUGGUGUUGAGAAGCGUAAGAGGCAAGACACAGCUGCUGAGCUUCGCAAGGAUGCGCUUAUUGUAUACGGGACCGACGACGCGGGAGCUGCGCCGCCGAAACUGUAA
Messenger RNA from Beauveria bassiana ARSEF 2860, 2253 nucleotides. RefSeq names its product acyl-CoA dehydrogenase. The record is from RefSeq and is a predicted model, not a curated record. NCBI's taxonomy places the organism in Eukaryota, Fungi, Ascomycota, Sordariomycetes, Hypocreales, Cordycipitaceae. Bases 1 to 2253 code for a protein of 750 amino acids. The transcript has 5 exons. Gene Ontology annotation, molecular function: oxidoreductase activity, acting on the CH-CH group of donors.